Messenger RNA from Dichomitus squalens LYAD-421 SS1, 902 nucleotides. RefSeq names its product short-chain dehydrogenase. Bases 45 to 824 code for a protein of 259 amino acids. Gene Ontology annotation, cellular component: intracellular anatomical structure. The transcript is spliced from 5 exons. The record is from RefSeq and is a predicted model, not a curated record. Gene Ontology annotation, molecular function: oxidoreductase activity, acting on NAD(P)H, oxygen as acceptor. NCBI's taxonomy places the organism in Eukaryota, Fungi, Basidiomycota, Agaricomycetes, Polyporales, Polyporaceae.
CGUUCACGGCUCCGACUGUCCAUCUAAUCUUCCAUCUACAUAUCAUGGCUGCAAGACCAACUGUUCUCUUGACUGGCGCGUCCAAAGGGCUAGGUCUUGCUAUCACGCAGAUCCUAUUGGACACCUUCAACGCAAACGUUGUAGCGCUAUCUCGUACCAGGGGAGCCGCUCUCCAGAGCCUUGUCGACGCUCAUCAGGACUCUCUGCUGGCGCUCGAAUGCGAUGUUACCGAUGCCGCUGCUGUUGGCUCCGCUGUAUCUCGUGGUCUGGACAAAUACAAGGGCAUUGAUGGUGUCAUCUUGAACGCUGGAGUGCUCGAACCGAUGGGCAAAAUCGCCUCGGAUGACAUUCCCAUCGAACAGUGGAAGCAGCAUUUCGACGUCAACUUCUUCUCACUAGUCGCUGCCGUCCGCGCCACCCUCCCGGCACUACGCAAGAGCUCGCAUGGAGGACGCGUGGUGUUCAUGAGCUCCGGCGCCGCAACUGGGAGCACUCCGGGCUGGGGUCCGUAUAAUGCGAGCAAGGCAGCUAUGAACAGUUUGUGCAGGACGAUUGCCCGAGAAGAGCCUGAUGUGACCUUUGUUGCAUUACGACCGGGAAUGGUCAACACCGAGAUGCAAGCCCUCAUACGCGAGAGAGGUCCUGCGACCAUGCCUGCAGAGUCGCUCCAAACCUUCGUCAACGCCCACGCCAAGGGCAAACUGGUCGCCCCCGAGGACUCCGGUCACGUCGCAGCAGCACUUGCUUUGAAGGCGUCGAAGUCUCUGAGCGGUCAAUUCGUCAGUUGGAAUGAUGACUUGCUCAAAGAGUUCCGAAAGGCAUGAAUGGAAGUUGCAGCAGUCGAUGUUCCUCUUAACACCAACUUAACUAAAGCUACAUCAAUCAAAACUGGUGGUCAAGUC